This is a messenger RNA of Sporothrix schenckii 1099-18, 318 nucleotides long. RefSeq lists its product as uncharacterized. The record is from RefSeq and is a predicted model, not a curated record. The coding region runs from base 1 to 318 and encodes 105 amino acids. Lineage: Eukaryota; Fungi; Ascomycota; Sordariomycetes; Ophiostomatales; Ophiostomataceae. The transcript is spliced from 2 exons.
AUGUUGAGACGGGAUAAGGUGGAACAGGGGACAAGCGACCAAAAGACCAGAUCAUGGCGGACCAGAUCUGUCGGCAAGAUUGGAGAGAGGCGAGAGGGGCCGGAGCUGAUGAGACGGAGACAGACGCAGGAUUCAAACACGGGCAUUGUGGCGGUCUGUCUCCAACCGUGCCCCUUCCCACUCGGCUACCCGCCUCAUAUUUGCGUCUGCGAUGCAAAAAAGAUCAUGAUGGACGCAUCGCCAAAGCCCAAAUGGGAAAAUAAGAGAAUGGGAGGGUGGGAGAAUGCUGAGAGUGGUACAGACGGGGCAGGGGCGUAA